UUAUAUUUCUAACAGAGAUUAUUUUUUAUAUUUUUAUUAUAACGCAUUUCUUUGGUUCCUUAAUUUUAUUUUAGCCUCUGGUAGUAUUAACAUAACAGGCCGUAGACGCGCUUGACUUAUUAUUUGCAAUACCGUUAAUGUGUUGUAUUGCAGAGGCGCACAAGGAAAGCCAGCUGCCGUCGGCGCUGCUGUCGCUGCUGCAGGCGCAGGCGCAGGCGCAGUCGCUCACGGCGCUGGUGCCCGCGCGCCUGCCGCCGCGCCUGCCCUGCCUGCCCGACACCGUCAAGGCGCACCUGCUGCAGCAGGCCUUCCUGCAGAACAACAACGCGCCCGCCAAGCAGGACGACCACGAGUCCGACGCCGAGUACGACGACACCGACGACAUCGUGCUGCCGGACGAGGGCGACGCCUUCUACGAUGCGAACAGCGCGUACUCGCUCGACGCCACCGGCUCGGUCGACUCCAACGACGCGUUCGACACCAAGUCGGAGGCGAAGUCGCAGUACAAGCGCGACGGCAACAGCUCGGACGACGCCAGCCGCCAGUUCGAGUGCCGCCACUGCGGCAAGAAGUACCGCUGGAAGUCGACGCUGCGGCGGCACGAGAACGUGGAGUGCGGCGGCAAGGCGCCGGCGCACCAGUGCCCCUACUGCGCCUACCGCGCCAAGCAGCGCGGCAACCUCGGAGUGCACAUCCGCAAGCACCACAACACCGAGUGGUACAUCUACGCCAACAACAAGGUGCGCCGCAACAAGAAGACGUGCAACUAUUAUUGGGGCGGGCCGGGCUGCGUGCCGGAAGACGUGUCGUUCAGUAGGAUCGGCGGGCUGUCGUGGGAGCAGUGGUCGGCGCGGCUGGCGCUGCCGCUCGUGGCGUGCGGCGCGGGGCUGCGGCCGGCGCAUGCGCCCGCGCCCGGCGAGCCCGGCUUCGCCUGCCCCGACUGCGGCCGCCUCUACAAGCUCAAGUCCUCGCUGCGCAACCACCAGAAGUGGGAGUGCGGCAAGGAGCCCCAGUUCCAGUGCCCCUACUGCGUGUACCGCGCCAAACAGAAGAUGCACAUCGCGCGCCACAUGGAACGGAUGCACCGCGAGGUGCACAUGAAGCCCGAGCACUACGUCAAGCAGGACAACAUCGACGCCUGCACAUAGUCACUACCGAUACUACACAUUUUAUACAAAUGUUGAUCCCCGGUUAAGAGUUAGGAUCUUACAUAUCAUUGCCUUUUAGAAUUGUUCGUUGAAUGUUAUAUGUGAGAAGUUUAAACCAGUUUUGAUACCUUAUACAUUUUGGCGUUUAGCAUCGGUAGAUUUUUAUUGAAAUCAUAAGCGCGAAUUUACUGAUCGUAAAAUGCGUAAGGAAUUCCCGAGUUAUUCUGAUUGUGAUAAAUGUGAUGAAAUCUCUUUUGUGAUAGUGGCAUCAGACAGUCACGUUAGAUGUAAUGCCUUCCGCAAGGCUGCUGCCUUCACUCGUUACCUACUCAGCUACGCACAUCGAGGCAGAUGUGAUGACACUAUGUAUAGAUACACUUUAUAUGAAUUUAAACUCUUGACGAAUUAUUACUAGAAAAUCAUUUGUAGCAGUAUACGAACUGUUGCAUUUAUCCGUACGUUAAGAUGAAAGUGAUUGUAUAGUUACGCUUUUUAAUCAUUUUAUAUAUUUUUAUGUACAGCAUUUAUUGUAAACUAUCAUUCCUGAUGUCUAGGUUUGAAGCUUGGAACGUGAUGCGCAAGUUUGAUUAAGUUUGUUACCAGUUGCAGUUACUAUUCUAAAUCUAAAUCAUCAUUUAUAGAAUUAACAUUUUAAAGGAGACUAUUGUUAGUACAAGAAGCGAGCAGGGGUGUACAACGUACACGGGGUGGAUAUUAUCACUUUAUACACGAUGGACAUGUUUGAAAGCUAAAUUAUGUGUAAGUUUUGUAUAUCUUAGUUUUAAUCAAAAUGAAGCUAUUUUCGCUUAGUUAGCAAGCUCUAGUUCUUUGCCAUAAUGCAUGUUCCAUUAUUAUUGUAAUACUCAUUUAAGUUAAUUUUUAUUUCAAUUAUGUUUAGAUCUCUUUACGUCUAAUGCAUUUAUUUUAUAUUAGAUUAGGUUUUACUCUCUUCAGUGACAGUCGAGUGGAAUGAGAUCCGUAGUUCCUUAGAUGAUGUCUAAUGUGUUGUUUCUGUGUCUACUCCGAAUGGGGCCAAUAGCGUGAUUGUGGUCACAACUAGAGGGACGAGUGCCUUAGCUUAAAGUUGUUGUUGAAUCUAAAUUGAAAAAUGUUAUUUACACUGCCAUUAUGAUCGAAUGUCGAUCAAAUCAGCCGUGCACAAUCAUGUUGAGUUAGAGAAGUUGAAAUCAUCUUCCACAUAGUUGAUAAGUAUUCUAUACACAUUACCAUUUAGAAAUUACUAUAAGUUAGGAGCGGUAGCGUCGGCAGCGUCGUGCCGGUCUCGUGACUAGUUCCAUAUUAUCAUGUACCUACUCAUAUCUAUAACUCGUGUAUACAUCGAAGUGGCGCGAUAUUGCCGACGCUACUGUUUAGGUUAUCCGCUGGAGUUACCAUCAUACAAUCAAAAUGUAAAGUUCACAAAGUACAACCAUACAAGUCUUGUCAGUAUAAAACUAAGUGCCUUUGAAAAGUUAGUCAUUAGAAUUUAAAAAAUAUUUCCCUUUAUAAAAAUAUUCUGGACGUAAAUUGCAAAAUUUCUAGGUUGUGAUUUUUAACGGUUAUCGAUAUUUAAAAAUCAGCGAUAACAUUACUCAGUUGUCACAAUUUAUAUUUCUCGGUGUAAGCAAUCGCUUGACCUACAUCGCUAUGUAAUGUGCCAGAUGGCUUUAUUAGCACCUACACCACUAAAUCAGUACAAUAUUUCAGAUUUGUUCAAUCCCGAAAUGACAUAAUCUCAGCUGUGAUAUACAAACACAUAUUCAUAUUUUUGAUAUACGACAAUAUUUUUUAGAUAAUCUAGAACAAAUCGAUUAUAUUUUGUCAAUUAGCAGUACAGUAUAACCAGAUCAGUAUCAGAAUCCAAGUGAUGUCGAACAAAUAUACCUACCUAGUUAUAGUUAAAUUGCUACCUAGAAUAUUUGUAGGACUGUAGAUACAAUGUAUUCUGUCAAUAAGAAGUUACAGUGAUUUAAAUGCAUUUGAUUGUAUUUUUAUAACCUUUUUGUAUUUUAAUAAAGUUGCUAUUCUUGA
Molecule: messenger RNA, 3179 nt
Organism: Pectinophora gossypiella (pink bollworm)
Lineage: Eukaryota; Metazoa; Arthropoda; Insecta; Lepidoptera; Gelechiidae
Product: replication initiator 1
Exons: 3
Coding region: 138-1148 (336 amino acids)
Biological process (GO): regulation of DNA-templated transcription
Molecular function (GO): DNA-binding transcription factor activity, RNA polymerase II-specific; RNA polymerase II cis-regulatory region sequence-specific DNA binding
Source: RefSeq, a predicted model, not a curated record